Messenger RNA from Quercus robur (English oak), 429 nucleotides. RefSeq lists its product as uncharacterized. The transcript has a single exon. The record is from RefSeq and is a predicted model, not a curated record. Bases 1 to 429 code for a protein of 142 amino acids. NCBI's taxonomy places the organism in Eukaryota, Viridiplantae, Streptophyta, Magnoliopsida, Fagales, Fagaceae. Gene Ontology annotation, molecular function: RNA-DNA hybrid ribonuclease activity; nucleic acid binding.
AUGCGAAGCUCGCUGAAAUCAUUGAAGGAGUUCCAAAUUGCCAAUGAAACACCGAACCGGAUUAGCUCAGACCACACAACAACUUGGAAGCCACCACCACCGGGCUGGUUCAAGGUUAACGUGGAUGGCGCGCUCUUCUCGAAAACAAAACAGUCCGGCAUUGGAGUGAUUGUGCGAGACGAGGAAGGGAACGUGAUAGCGGCCUGUAGCAGAAAGCUAGACUUACCUCUAGGUGCUUUGAAGAUUGAGGCGAAGGCCCUAGAGGCAGGGGUUCAAUUUGCCGAGGAGGUGGGGCUCAGGAAUGUAGUGUUUGAAGGCGAUUCUUUGCUAGUCUUCAACGUAGUCCCAUGGUGUUGCAGAGACAGCGGCAUCGGUUCAGAAUAUCAUCCAUGGUGUGCUGUGGAAAGUCCAGAGCUUCAGAACAUUUGA